GAUUCGGUCAAGUUAACAUUAAGUCUCCAGACACUGAGUUCUGAGCCUCCCAACGUGAUCAGUUUUCGGAUUUCUCCUAUACGAACAUGACUGUCGAUACACUCAAUCGAGAUGCUGGUCAUCUGGCCAACCCAAUAUUGUUACGAAAGAUUGACGAACUUCGUGAGAAAAACGUCGGUCAACACGUUCCUCUUCCGCAGCUGGUUGUCGUUGGCGACCAAAGCUCUGGGAAAUCUUCCCUGUUGCAGAGCCUCACAAACAUUCCAUUUCCUCGCAACCUAGAGCUCUGUACCCGCUACGCGACGCAGAUAACGUCCCGCCGUGACGUAGUUUCUCGAGUUGACAUCAGCAUCAUUCCUGGGCCGCGUGCAUCUGACGAACAUAGAAAGCGCUUAGAAGAGUAUGAUCCAGGGUUGUUAUCUCCGGAAAAGUUCCGUGAUCAUUUUCAGAGCAUCCUCAAGGAAGUCAACAAUCGGAUGGGGAUCCGGACGGACCCUGCUUCGAGCGAUGGCAGGGUUUUUAGCGAAGAUGUCUUAAAAGUCGAAAUAUGCGGUCCUGACGAAGACUAUCUGACCCUCAUAGACGUACCGGGAAUAUUCCGUAAUCCAACGGAAGGAGUAACGACAAAACUUGACAUCAUCCUGGUUCAAAACAUGGUGAAGAAAUAUAUCAGAGAUAACCGUACCAUCAUCCUCGCUGUUCUCCCCAGCAAUGUGGACCCUGCUACGCAGGAAAUUCUGACACUUGCUGAGGAUUAUGAUAAAGCAGGCGAGCGGACUCUGGGAGUUUUGACGAAGCCGGAUCUUGUUACCGAAGUCAGCGCACAGGCUGCUGUGUGCAAUGUGGUGUUGGGAAAGAAAAAACCGCUUGCACUUGGAUAUUAUGUUGUUCGAAAUCGCGGCGCGGACGAUGACGAUAAGUUCGAUCAGAGUGCGGUAGAACAGUUAUUCCGGGAAAAACCUUGGAGUGAUUUGCCGAAAGAUCGACUCGGUGUGCAGGCCUUGAAGGCAAGACUGGGUGAGCUCCUAGCCAAAUCACCCGUAGGGAGUUCCCGAGACUGCAGAAGAUGUCCAAAACAGUUGACGGAUUGUCGGAGCCAGUUGGAUCGUCUCGGGCCAGCACGUCAGACUGAGCAAGAACAACGUCUAUUUCUGAGUGCAUUGGGUCGUCAAUUCCAGGAACUAGUUCAGGCAGCCCUUAACGCUCACUACUAUAGCCACAGCGCAUUUGAGAACACUAGUGAACUCAGGCUUAUUACGGAUGUCGUCAACCUCACCGAGCAAUUUAACUCGGAUUUUGAGGAUAAUGCGCAUCUCCGUCAUUUCGAAACCCAGUGCAAAACCAGUGGAGAUAGAAAUGAGAACGAAAGCGAGGAAGCGAAAUCCGAUUCGUGGCCGGAAACAAGUACAAAUCAGUCCCCAGUCGACGACCUUGGCUUUGAAGACCCUAUUCUAGAAAAUAUUGUCACUAGGGACUUCGAAGUUGACUACCCACGGGACGACAUUAUGGAUUGGCUUGGGGAACUUUAUUUACAAUCUCGUGGUGUAGAGUUGGGUACCUUUGGUGGUGCUAUACUUUCUAGCGCGUUCAGGGAGCAAUCUAGCAAAUGGGAGAAACUGACGCAGGUGUAUGUGAGUAAGGUUAUACUGGCCAUUCAUCGGUUCAUGAUCACGGCCGUGAAGAUGCUUUGUACCGAUAUUCGAGUUCAACAAGAGAUAUGGUCUUCUAUUCUCGAAGAAGUCCUUGACAGGUAUAGAGCAGCGACGAAUCAAGCCAGGUUUCUUGUGUCCACGGAGCGGGAAAAAAGACCAUAUACUUUGAAUCAUUAUUUCAAUGAAGAACUCCAGAUUUCACGUGGCAAUCGAAUAGCUGCAUUAUUGGAGGGAAAGGCUCGGAGGGAAGUCCAACCCAAUGCCUUCGGCAAGGGGGUAGUUACUACAGACAACCUUAUUGUCGAUCUGGAGUCAGUCAGACAUGCUACAACCAGUAAAAGCAAUGCGGAACACGUCAAGGAGGAAUUACAUGACAUUCUUCAAUCUUACUACAAAGUAGCGCGAAAACGAUUCGUCGAUAAUGUUUACCACCAAGCUAUCGAUCACUGCCUGCUAACAGGACCUGCAAGUCCUCUGGCUGUUUUCAGUCAGGAGUGGGCCAUAAGACUGGAGGCGGAGCAGCUGGAAAACAUCGCCGGCGAGUCACCAAUUACUAAGGAAAGACGGAGCACCCUGGAGAAAAAGAUCAACGAUUUGGAGGUGGCUAUGCGCAUCUUAAAACCUUGAUGUAUAAUUCCGGAUGAGAUACACCAUCAUAUCAUUCUACCGCGGUUGGGGGAGAAGGACGACGGUGUUUUGUAAAGUAGUUGGUUGAGAUGUCUGUCAACUGUCUGCUUGAGUCAAGCUCUGUAUUGAUGUAUUAACGAACGCAAUGUAGUAGCUGAACGCUCUGG
Molecule: messenger RNA, 2446 nt
Organism: Talaromyces stipitatus ATCC 10500
Lineage: Eukaryota; Fungi; Ascomycota; Eurotiomycetes; Eurotiales; Trichocomaceae
Product: dynamin, putative
Exons: 3
Coding region: 87-2279 (730 amino acids)
Cellular component (GO): membrane; microtubule; cytoplasm
Molecular function (GO): GTP binding; microtubule binding; GTPase activity
Source: RefSeq, a predicted model, not a curated record